AUGGCGUCGCAUUUGGACCUCUACGAAAGCCUGGAUAUCAUCGGCAAUGGCUCGUUUGGAAUCAUCCGGAAAGUCAAGCGCAAGUCGGACGGCAUGAUCUUUGCAAGGAAAGAGCUCAAGUUCGAGCGCAUGAGCGAGCGUGAUAAGAAGCAAAUCGUCGCAGAAGUCAACAUCCUCAAGGACCUCCACCACGAGCACAUCGUCCGCUACCACGACCGCUACAUCGACCACGACUCCGGCAUCCUCUACAUCCUCAUGGAGUACUGCUCCGGCGGCGACCUCUCCACUGUCAUCAAGCAGGCCGUCAAGCAGAACCGAUCCAUCCCCGAAGACACGAUAUGGAGCUACUUUAUGCAGAUCCUGCGCGCGCUGCAUUACUGCCACCACCCGAAUGGACACGGCCGCGCCAGCAGCGGCGGCCCCGCGGAGGACGGGAGGGAGCGGAGACCGCAGAUUCUGCAUCGGGACUUGAAGCCGGAUAAUGUCUUUCUUUCCGAGAUGAACACCGUGAAGCUGGGCGACUUUGGCCUGGCAAAAGCCCUCGCGCAGCCCAGCUUUGCGAAUACCUACGUGGGCACUCCCUACUACAUGUCCCCCGAGCUCAUGCAAGAACGCGCCUACGACUCCAAAUCCGACAUCUGGUCCCUCGGCUGCCUCAUCUUCGAACUCUGCGCCCUCCACCCUCCCUUCCACGAAGCCAAGACCCACGCCGAACUCAGUGUAUGCAUCAGAAACGGUCGUAUCCCGCCACUACCCCGACAGUACAGCCCCGCGUUGACGCAGGUCGUCAAGGCCAUGCUCACGCUGAACCCCGCGAUGCGCCCCUCCGCCGCCCAACUCCUGCAACACGAACGUAUCGACUUUGCGCUCAAAGUCUCCGAGACCGAAAAGAUGAUCGCCCAAAUAAAAAUGCAUAAGGCCUCCGCCGCAGCCAAGGAGCGCGAAGUCUACGCCCGCGAAGCCCUGCUCAAAGAGCGCGAAUCCAAACUCGCGCAGAAGGACGCCGAGCUCGCCCGUGCCCAGAGCGCCGUCGCUGCCGCCGUCCGCGAGGCCGUUGCGAAGCGCGAGGAGGAGCUGCGCGCGCUCGUGCUAAAGCGCGAGGUCGAGGUCGCGGAGAAGAUGCAGAAGCGCGAGGAGGAGAUCAUGGGCGCCAUCCGCCGGAGGCAGGAGGAGAUCAAUGAGGCGUGGCGCGCGCGGGAGGCGCAGAUCCGGCAGGAGGCGGCGCAAGCUGUUGAGGAGAGGAUGAGGUGGAUGGCGGAGCGGGAGAAGGAGCUCAGGGAGGAGAAGGAGCGCCUCGCGGGCAUUCGGGAGGAGCUGGAGGGCAGGAUCAAGGCGCUGGAGGAGAGGGACCGGACGAAGACAAGGAAAGAGCGCCGCGAUAAGACACCGUUCGAGGAGGUCAAGAACAUCCUCGCGCCAUUGUCGCGUCUGCCGCAGCACGAAGACCGCACCCCAAUGCGCGACGCGUACUGGCACGAAUUCCCGCCCAUCGAGACGCCCGUCAGUCAGUCCACCAAAAUCCUCCCCGAAAACUCCCUCCUCGAAGACUUUGCUCCCCCUUCGGCGAUGAAGGGCGUCAUCCUCACCGAGACCGGUCAGCCCAUCGCCACGCCUGCGCCCUCCGAGCUUGCGAAGCUGUUCGUCCAGAGUCCAAAGGUCGGGCUCAACUUCAGCCAGAUCUUCGACGGCGACGACGACUCCGACUCGGACGGUACGGUGCACGGUGGCGACAUCCAGGUGCAUGUGGACUCCGAGGAGAGCGAAGCGGAGGCAGACGACGAGCCGAUGUCGCCGUCCGCCAGGCGGGAGAGCGCGCGCAGGGAGAGUGCAGCUAGGAUAAGCCCGUGCAGCUCUACCGAGACACUGGCUGCCCCGCCUACGAGACUUCGCAGGCCGUCGAUACGCAGGUCCACGCUCACCCCAGCAAACUUCCCGCCCGUCUCGUCAAACACUACCGGGGCGAUCAACUCGGCUACCUCCUCGACAUGCACCGUCGUCCCCGCCUCCACGUCCGAACCGGCACUACCCACGAAGAGAAGUAACGACCCGCCGACGACACGCGUACGCACGAUCUCACGAACGACGUCUUCACCGCCCCAGUAUGACUUUUCCGACGAAGAGAAUCUUCCUAGUCCAUUCCUUAAGAAGACAGAGAAGGACCGGGGAGCCAUCACCCGAGCGGUCUCGAGCUCCGCCGCACUCGCAGCGCCUAAGCUCAAGGUCACCUCGAGUCGGCGACAGAGCAACAAUUUGCUCCGCGUCGCCACGGUAAACUUAGCCCAAGCUGCGGGCGGAAAAGGCGCAGGUCCGACGACACUGAAGAAGCAGCCGAGUACGAGCGCGAUCAGACCGUCGCUCGCUAGCGCACGGAGAGCGGGAGAGGAGGCGCGGAGAGCUCUGCAUCGGUCAUGACGAGGAUUAUACAUGUUUGUUUGGACCGUUCUCUGUUAUGUUCCACAUACGUUGUGUUUGUUUUUGCCCGUUUAUUGCCUUGAGUGGCUCGGCUGUGUGGCUGUUAGACUGAAUGGCUAUCAUUGUAUAUCUACAGCAUUGUUUUCCUCUCUGUACUUACAUUAAUCAGCAUGAGCGAAGAACCUCAUAUAUAUCCGCCUCUGUUUUACUGGUG
Molecule: messenger RNA, 2626 nt
Organism: Gloeophyllum trabeum ATCC 11539
Lineage: Eukaryota; Fungi; Basidiomycota; Agaricomycetes; Gloeophyllales; Gloeophyllaceae
Product: Pkinase-domain-containing protein
Exons: 9
Coding region: 1-2412 (803 amino acids)
Biological process (GO): protein phosphorylation
Molecular function (GO): protein kinase activity; ATP binding
Source: RefSeq, a predicted model, not a curated record